AGACAGUCAGUGACAGUCAGUCAACCUCAAAACAACUUGUUCAGAAAGGAGUUUUUGAUAACCACAAUGAUACAUGCUGAUCUGACCACUUGCUAUGCUGAGUAAUAAUUUUUCGGUGUACUAUCAGUGUCCUGGUACUCCUACAGUUGCAUGUUCCUUUGUGUGCUGUGGCUGUCCCACUAGGAGCUCUGUCUCUAUCUCACUACACUGUUGCUUUGGAAAUUUCCAUAGAGCAGUCCUGUGUUUGGGCCCUGGUUUGGGAAAGGGGUGAGGAUGUGGAGAGCUGUAUUUGUGUGUGUAUAAGGUGAAUCUGGAGAGAGGGGAGUGUGUGAGUGGGGGGCAGGCACUACUAGAAGGGAGUGAGCUUGUUUAGGAGCAGUGAGACUUUCUCUUUGGUGGGAUAAUGACCCACACGGUGCAGGGAUUUGUCUGGGACUGUCGGACCUGGGAUCGUCAUGCCUCUCAGUCUGGGACCUACACUGAGCCUGCUGCAGUGCAAAGGGGUGAACAAUCAGAGCUACACCUGUGAGUCAGGCCACUGCUGUGGGGAGUCCCAGUGCUGCAGCUACUAUUAUGAACUCUGGUGGUUCUGGUUGGUGUGGGCCAUUAUAUUCAUUUUGAGUUGUUGCUGCGUGUGUCACCAUCGGCGCACCAAACAUAGACUCCAGCAGCAGCAGCGACAGCACGAGAUCAACCUCAUCGCCUAUCGAGAAGCACAUAACUACCCAUCUGUGCCCUUCUAUUUCAGGUUUUUGCCAAACUACCUCCUACCUGACUAUGAAGAGGUGGUCAACCGGCCACCGACUCCUCCCCCUCCAUACAGUGCCUUACACACAGGGCCCGCUACAACAGUGACCAGCCCUUUGGCCUCAGAGCAGGCAGAGGGACGCUCUGUUAGCAACCUUUCCACCCCUCUGGCCUCAGUGUCCGACAGCCUGUGCUGCCGGCCCAGUGUAGAAGAGCCGCAGACCCCUGCCUUAGACUUUAGACCCAAACCUGACGACAAGCCGGUCCAGACAGGGCCAGAGUCUGACGUGAUCCUCGCGUCAGAUGGGAGCGGUGAGAACCAGGAGAAACACAAUGACAGUGAGGAUAGAUCAUGCAAGGAUGCACUACUCAAAGACCUGUCUGAGAACAGUGUGGAGGACAAAGAGCGCCUCCCCAAUGGGCGGAGGAGGCGCUUCACGGGCGACUCUGGGAUUGAGGUGUGCGUAUGCGGCACUAGAGGGAGCGGAGGAUGCAGCGGGGCGGGUGUGGUGGGCCAGGAGCAGGAGGGCAAGGAACUGAGGGAGCUGGAGAGCCUAUUGGGCCCAGAUGAAGAUGAGGAGGAGGGAGGAGAUUUCUGCGACAGCUGUGGGCAUCGCGCCUCCUUCACUGUAGAAGAGGAACAGGCUCUGGGAGCAGACAGGAGGCCAGCCCGAGGUCCACCCAGUCCGGCUCAGCCUAAUCACCUCAUAAGCAGUCCACCUGUGUGCCUGCUCCUCCACACCAUUAGCGAGCAGGAGAGCAGCCACCACAGCCCCAGCACAGAGCCACAGGGCUGAGUCAACUCACCAGCACGUCAGGAGCACUACAGUCCUACAUUUGGUUUUCUCAAUCCUUUGACUUUAAUGAAUGUGUGGACACUUGUGGAAAAUGCAGUCUUCAGAUAAAACGACUGCUCUCCCAGUGUGAACAACAGUGGCCUUCGCCGGUGUGGGCUCUUCUGCAGAUGCUGUAACCUUUUAGCAGCCUGCAUCCAUCCAUUCAACAUUGCACAAAAGCGGUACACAUGGCUCCACGUCUUAUACAUGCAACAUAAGCUACUGACAGAGAUGUAAACACUUGAUAUAAUGUUUUGAAGGGGCAUUACCGAGCAGAUGGCGAGCCAUUGGACGGGGGUGGGGGACUGGGGGGGGGACUGCUGUACGUUACAGUUUGGAUGUGUGCAAUGUAUGUGAUUAUGCAAGCCCAAUACUGUAAGGGGACAAAAGUAGUAGUAGUAGUUUCAUCUUUCUCAAGUGCUUUUAGACAAUAACUGUUUGUCUGCCUUUCUUUUUUGCUCUCUAUUUGAUCUCGUAGUAAUGGGAGCAAUAGUGUAUUACAAUCAUUUUCUAAUUUGCACAGUACAUUAACUUUCUGGAGAAGUUUUCAGUAAGUAAAUCAAUAUGCUUAAUUUCAAGUCUUAUUUUGCAUCAAGUUGAUUCUUCUGUAGGGGUUUGUUCCAUUGUUAGGACAAGUGUGGGUGAAAAGUAGCGAUUCUUUUGUAAACUUUGUAUACAAUUUUAUUUAAGUCACUAACACGUGUGUGUUGAAUGUGCCUACCUGGAAAUACAGGAUUUUUAUGUUAAGUCUUGUGGCAGUAAAGAAAAUCGGUACCAGAACCUUUUUUUUUUUUUUUUAAACUGAUCAUAUAUAUAUAUAUGGUAUAUUCUAACUGUACUAAAAAUACAGCCAUAUAUAAAUUCCAAUUUUAAAUAUAGUAAGCAUAUUUAGAGUGCCUCAUUUGAGCAUUUUCCUUAAAUUGCAGCAUUGUUAUUGGAGUACAUGGUCAAAUUAUGGAUUUGUCCUAUUGCUUUGUUUAGUACAGAAAAACAUGUGACUUAAUUAGUGACAAAAACGAUGCAUGAUGUAUGAUGUAUUAUUAAUGUUAUUAAUAACAGAAAAUUGACAACACAUUUUAAAAUACGAUGCAUUUAUUUGUGCACCAUAAUGUCCCAUGUUUUUUUUAAGAGGUGGGUCCAUUUGAAUGUUCUCAAUUUCAUUUAUUCCAAACUUCAGUUGUAAUGAAUGUAACAAACAAACCACAGAUUGUAUAAAAAGAGCACAGGUCAGUUGGUUAAAUGAUCCAGCUUUCUUCAAAGUAAAGACCCAAAGGUUCACUCCACUGUUCUCCCAUGAAAGCAGUCAAACCUGCUGUCAUUCUUGUACAGUAAUCGUCCUUUUGACAGAAUAGGCUCCUACUUAAUAUUCAAACUUUAAUGACUAAAGCUUGAAUCUUUUGAGUCCGGCUCUCAAAAGUGCUUUAAUAUUUAGAAAUAUUUUAAUAUUUUGGUUUGUGGUACAUGUAAUGCAAAGAGGAGCUAUUUUUCAUAUCUGCCUACAAUAUAACUGUUGAAAUGAUAAAACCACUGUUUAUUUAAAUUUGUUUAUAGACUUUGUAAACUACACAUUUGGUUUCAUAAUCCUUGAAUCAUUAGCUUUAAUGUUAUGGAUGUUUUUGUGGGUAAAAUUUUCCUCCUGAGAAAGACCCAACUUGUAUUGAGGUGUUUUGUGAAGCUGUAGAGAGAGUAUGAAUGACUAACAUAAAAGAUGCAGUUUUUGUUAACCAAAUCAGGGGCGUCCUGCCAAAGACUCUGUUUUUCAUCAGUCCGAGGUGGUUUUGCACAUCUUUGAAUGUUCAAAUAACAUAAGCCAUUUAUGAUAUCAUCAAACGUUGUUUGUUCAAUAAAAUACCCCAAACUAAACAAACUAUGUGUGGAA
Messenger RNA from Boleophthalmus pectinirostris (great blue-spotted mudskipper), 3462 nucleotides. It is a transcript of the gene wbp1lb, whose product is annotated as WW domain binding protein 1-like b. Bases 456 to 1544 code for a protein of 362 amino acids. The record is from RefSeq and is a predicted model, not a curated record. Lineage: Eukaryota; Metazoa; Chordata; Actinopteri; Gobiiformes; Gobiidae. The transcript is spliced from 4 exons.